This is a messenger RNA of Bicyclus anynana (squinting bush brown), 2224 nucleotides long. RefSeq names its product membrane-bound transcription factor site-2 protease (gene S2P). Gene Ontology annotation, molecular function: protein binding; metalloendopeptidase activity. Gene Ontology annotation, cellular component: membrane; cytoplasm. The transcript has 2 exons. The coding region runs from base 129 to 1622 and encodes 497 amino acids. The record is from RefSeq and is a predicted model, not a curated record. Lineage: Eukaryota; Metazoa; Arthropoda; Insecta; Lepidoptera; Nymphalidae. Gene Ontology annotation, biological process: regulation of response to endoplasmic reticulum stress; membrane protein intracellular domain proteolysis.
UCAUUUUUGAUCGAUUUUCAAUUUUGUAUUGAAAUGAAAACUAAAUGCAACGCCGCCGGUUUAGAUUUUUAUUUUACAAGUUUUGUUGAAAUGUAAUGAAAUACAAUUUUGUUAAAUAAUAAAAUAUAAUGUCGUUCACUGUUCUGUGCUCAUUUGUGUUAGCAUUUUACGUUGUGUUAUGGUUUUUUGACUCAUUUUUCAAGAGCUGUAUGCACUACCCGUACUACGCAUUUUUGGAAGGAACGGGUCUAAAAAUCGGAGUUUUUAAUUUCACUUGGAAAACUACAGCAUUCAACAGAUUUAUAUACAGAUGGAGCAAGAACUUAACGCGCGUUUUGCGAAAAUGGUUCAACUUCGGUUUUAUUUUUGCAAUAGCACUAUUUUUACCGUUCGCUAUAUGGACCCUGCUGAAUUUUAUUUUCGAGCAUUUCCAUGAGUCCAUACAGAUAAACAGUGUACCGGAAGUGAAGGCAAUGUUGCCCGGCGUCAAUAUACCAGCUUCAGAUUUCUGGGUAUACUUUAUGGCUAUUGGUUUCAGCUCCAUAUUCCAUGAACUUGGACAUGCAGCCGCUGCAGCACAAGAAGAUGUGCAACUCCUCACAGUUGGAGUGUAUGUCUUUGCAAUAAUACCAAUAGCAUUUGUAGAACUCAACACAGAACAUUUGAAUAGCCUGAGCAUAACGAAAAGACUUAAAAUAUACUGUGCCGGUGUUUGGCAUAAUAUUGCCUUGGCAUUUAUAGCCAUGCUGCUGUUUUUCUCUGCACCAAUACUAUUUAGCAUAGCUUACAAAACUGAUAUUGGAGUUAGGGUAACAGGGUUUACAAGUGAUUCACCAUUAAAGAAUCCCAGAGGAUUGGAAGACAGUGAUGUCAUAUUAUCUAUAAAUGGUUGUCCAAUAAAGAAUGCAAAGGACUGGUCAUACUGCCUUCACGUGGCUCACGAUCGUUACGGCAUCUGUACAAGUGCAGAAUAUAUAGCGCAGAAUGAUGAAAUAAUGAUGGAGACUAUCAAGGAAAAUGAUGUUGUUGAAUGUUGCCGAAAGGAUGAUUUGUACAGCUUCUGCUUUGAGUAUAUGGAACCUAAGUCUGUAGUGGAUACUGUUCUGGCAGGACAGUAUUCCUGUCUGAAACCCAGAGAUAUGGUUAAGAGUAAACUAACUAAAUGCACAGAAGCAAAUGGGUAUACAUGCCCAAGAAACAUGCAUUGUUUAAAACCGUCUUUAAACAAUCAAACAUAUCUUCUAAUCAUUGAAAGGAAAGACAAUCAUGCAGUGUUAUAUUUGGGAUUACCGUACGAUUUGCACAAAACAGUUUUUGUUGAUCAGUAUUUCCCCAGAAGUGCUAUAAUUUCAUUUUUCUCACCUAUGCAGUUUGAAAAGCUUUUACGUUACAUUUUUAUAUUUUCCUUAGGUAUAGGACUUUUGAAUGUACUGCCAUGUUAUGGUACCGAUGGUCAUCAUAUAGCUAGAAAUAUGAUUCAGUGGUUAGCAUUAUAUUUGAAUAAGAAUGGGGACUUUAUAACAUUCUUCACAGUAUUUACAGUGGUUGUUGGUACAGGUAUAACAGUGCCAAUUUUAUUGUACUUAUUUUAUAAAGCAAUAUUUAUUGAUAAUUAUUAUUAGGAAGGCAAGGAACUUGGUAUUUUUCAUAUUCUAAUUGUUAAAUACUGCAAUCCAAGGCAGCAAAUACUAAAGGAAAUUUAAUUUUUUUUAAAUUUAAUUCACAAAUUUCAAUUCGAUUUUCCUUUAUUUCAAGUAUGCUUAGUUUACAAGCACUUUUCAAAUGGUAAGUUUGAUUGUAGUCACUACUACCUCUUUGGAAGGGCAGAACCGAAUUUAGUUACCAAAUUGAGUAACCAUAAUUUAACUGAGAUCAAAAUGAACUAAUAUACUCGUAAUCAUAGAUUUAAGAGUCGGUAUGGUCUACCUUGUAGUAGUAUCAUAAUGUUAGUAUGUCAUAAAAUUAAUGCUUCUAAUAAUUGCUUUCAAUUGUAUAAAAUAUCUGCCAGGUUGACUGAUCAGUAUUUCUCCUCAUGACACCUAAAAUAACAGAAAGUUAGAUCUUGGUAGAAUUCAGCCUACAAUCUUUGCAUUUUAAAUGUUAUUAAAAUAGAUUACAUAUAGUAUAUAGAAUACAUUUGUAAAUAAACCAUAUAGCUGCUAAGAAGUAGGGCAUGUAGUUAAUAAGUAGGGUAAACAAUUUAAUAAAGUAUGUUUUCCUUUUA